UAAUAUAAUCCCCGCAUCCCGUUACUCUGCUGCCUCUGGUUUUUAACCACAAAACAUAAUCAAGAUAAAAAAUCAAAAAUCAAGUUCUCUGCUUGGCUGCUUGCAGGUAUGGCAUCAUCCGAUAAGCCAGAAAUAUCUGACAGGGGUUUCAAGGACAAGGAGGACGACAACGAUGACAAGGGUGGAUUUAUGGAUAAGGUCAAGGACUUCAUUCAUGACAUCGGUGAGAAGAUCGAGGAAACAAUUGGCUUUGGGAAGCCGACUGCAGAUGUAGCUGCGAUUCACAUCCCUUUCAUCAAUCUUGAGAAAGCCGACAUUGUGGUUGAUGUCCUAAUAAAGAAUCCAAAUCCUGUUCCAAUCCCCCUCGUCGACAUUGACUACCUCAUUGAGAGUGAUGGAAGGAAACUCCUUUCAGGCUUGAUUCCAGAUGCUGGAACCAUCCAUGCUCACGGGGAGGAGACUGUAAAGAUACCAGUUACUUUGAUAUAUGAUGAUAUCAAAAGUACGUACAAUGACAUUGAGCCCGGAAGCAUCAUUCCAUAUAAGCUGAAAGCUGAUCUCAUUGUUGAUGUUCCUGUUUUUGGAAGGUUAACUUUACCGCUCGAGAAAACCGGGGAGAUCCCUAUACCUUACAAGCCUGAUGUUGAUCUGGAGAAGAUACACUUUGAGAGAUUCUCUUGGGAGGAAACUGUCGCAACUCUUCACCUAAAAUUGGAAAAUAUGAAUGACUUUGACUUGGGACUCAAUGCCCUUGACUAUGAGGUCUGGCUAUCUGAAGUGAACAUUGGAGGUGCAGAACUCGAAAAAUCAACAAAGAUAAGCAAAAAAGGAGUCAGUUACGUUGACAUUCCUAUCUCCUUCAGGCCUAAGGAUUUUGGAUCUGCCCUUUGGGACAUGAUAAGAGGAAGAGGAACAGGUUACAGUAUUAAAGGUCAUAUUAAUGUUGAUACUCCAUUUGGACCAAUGAAAUUACCCAUCAGCAAGGAGGGUGGCACAACUCGCCUUAAGAAGGACGACGGCGACGACGAUGAGGAUUAGAGCAAGGAUGGUCCCCUUGAGCAUCUUUUGCUUCAUUACAAACAGUUCAUCGCAAUAAUAUAUUAUUAAUGGUGUGCUGAAGUUAAUGUUUAGAUUCUGAUGGUAAACAUGUACUGCAAUUGUGGAAGACUUGGUACCUAUAACUAUGCAUAUAUAUAUUAUGCAUUGCGUAUGUCUGCAUGAAUGGGAGACUGAACCUGGUUUUUAUUUUUGCCUUGCAAUACUCAUGAAUUUGUAUUUGAAUCAACUUUUAUAUUUAUUUUAGUUUGAUUCAA
This is a messenger RNA of Hibiscus syriacus, 1313 nucleotides long. RefSeq lists its product as uncharacterized. Gene Ontology annotation, biological process: response to desiccation. The record is from RefSeq and is a predicted model, not a curated record. Gene Ontology annotation, cellular component: cytosol. Lineage: Eukaryota; Viridiplantae; Streptophyta; Magnoliopsida; Malvales; Malvaceae. Bases 109 to 1038 code for a protein of 309 amino acids. The transcript has 3 exons.